Molecule: messenger RNA, 2690 nt
Organism: Bufo bufo (common toad)
Lineage: Eukaryota; Metazoa; Chordata; Amphibia; Anura; Bufonidae
Exons: 9
Coding region: 90-2690 (866 amino acids)
Biological process (GO): regulation of translational fidelity
Cellular component (GO): cytoplasm
Molecular function (GO): tRNA binding; double-stranded RNA binding; nucleotidyltransferase activity
Source: RefSeq, a predicted model, not a curated record
UGGGAAGGAUGAUGUCAUGCAGUAUAAAGACUCUCAGAGGAGAUCAGGUUCUUCAUGAGUCUGAGUAAAGUCUGAGACCUGCAGCAGCUAUGACUGACUCUGAAAACAGAAGAGAGUCGCUCUAUCUCAGCAUAGGUGUCCUGGCUGUUAGUGCAGGGAGUUUGCUUCUAUCAGUAGAAUAUUACAGUGUUGGUGCAUCUGCUUCUCUUAUACCUCCAAAUGCCCUGGGCAUCCUCCUCCUUAUAUUGGCAGCUAUUUUAGGAUAUGCAGGAAUCCAGAAUAUUCAAGGUCAUGUACCACUGUGGGUCUCAUUCUAUUGGACGGUUUCAGCUCUAUGGUGUGGAUACGGAGUCAACUUGAUACUGAAAGGAACCAAUGUCAUCAGCAACUCUGAAAUGAGAAAUGCUAUAGUUCCUGGCUUAGUAGCAUUUUUCCUGGGGCUGUUUAUUAUUGGUAUAGUGGGGAUCCUUCAAAAGGAAAUUGUCCUUGCUCUGAUAUCUAUCACACUUUCUCUUUCCAGUAUUCAUGAGAUAGUUCUAUUCUAUGAUGGCAGAAUAGGCACCUCAGCAGUGGCAUGUAAUUAUCUGAUUGUAGUAUUACUUGGGAUAUACUUUAUUGGUGGUCGGACUCUCCAUCGUGUUAACAAGAAGCAUGUUAUUUUACCAGGACCAGACAUAACUAACAAAAGCAAUGAGCAGGAAGCAUCUACAGGUUCCAGUAAGGUAGCAUUGAUAGCUACAGGUUUCAUCCUUAACAUGGCUGCCUCUAGUGUGUUUGGCUGCAAACUCCUUGGAAUAACCAGUAGCCUUUUUGUUGGUCAGGUAGCAUGGCUAUGGACGGCUGCUGUCUACCAGACUGUUAUCUGUAUCCUUUCAUAUCGUAAUUAUCACAUGCUCGAGGCCACACAUAUUGCAUUUUUCUCCAUUUUGAGAUAUGCAGAAGGCUACUCUCUACUGUAUCAGUUCUUGAACACUGGUCAGUUAAAUUACCCCCUUCCAUUCUUGGUAGUUUUCACUAUACUAUUUGUUGUCCUUGCUCUUUUUACAAGUAUUCAAAGUCUUAUACAAUCAAUAUAUUUAUUGUUCUAUGUUGCCUACUGCAUUUCAUUAGCUUGUAACUCACAUGGAUUUUUUUAUGGAGGACCACAGGGAGUUAAUAUUUCAAUAUACAUUGCUUCAGCCAUUAUAGCGCUAAUCACUUUAUACAAUGCAAAGUCAUCUAUGACUAUCCCAACAGGUGAGGGUACAAUUAAGAAACUGUUCACUAACAAUAGCAUUUUCAAGCUCCGUAAGGAUAAAGAUAUAAUUGAACCCUACCUUGGUUAUUCCAAGUAUGGAGACGCCGAAAUCCUUGCUCAUGCUUGCAGUAUUUUGGCUGCCUUUGCCAUGACAAUGCCAGGGAACCCUGGAGAACCUUUGGUUACAGUUGUCUUACCAUGGGUUGUAGUUGCUGGAGGAAUUUAUAAUCUUAUUUGUGGGUCAGUAGCUUUCUCCCGUGGCAAGACACUUGAAAGUAGUGCCUUCAUUCUGUACGGAGUAAUGUGGGUAAUAUGGGGAAUUUUUCGUUAUAGUGGAAUCUAUAGCACAAGCAGGGGUUUCAACACUUCCGUAGGAAUUAUAUGUUUCAUUCUCUUUAAUAGCUUUAUUGUUUUCAGCACACUUUUCCUAACUAAAGCCUGGUUUGUGUAUACUCUCACCUUCCAACUCAUUUUAAUCAGCUUUCUUCUUGAUGCUAUCAAUGCACUUCCUCUGGGCUAUGAUAUUGCUGUUACUAUUAUAUUUGGUCUUGCUGGCUUCUACUUAUUUCUUUCAACCCUUCAUAAUUCCACUUUUGAGGCUCCCCUUUUACCAGUUGGCAGCCCUUUCAUCAAAAUUAGCGGUUUUACAAAUGACAGAUCCAAAUGUCCUCAUCUAAUUUCUACAAGGACCAGCUCAGUACAAAAAAUUGCAGAAAUCAUGAAAAAUGGAGGGAUAUGUGGCAUACCUACAGACACGGUGUACGUCCUGGUGGCAGCUUGCAAUCAGCCAGAAGCAGUGGAGAAGGCAUACAAAACAAAACGUCAAGCUCAAGAUCGACCAAUGUCUCUGUGGAUUUCAAGCCUACAGCAAUUAAAACCUGCCAAACAUUUGCUAAGUCCUUUGCUAUGGGAUUUCAUGGAAGCAGCUUGGCCCUCAUCCAUCAGUCUUGUUAUCCCAAGAGGACCAUGGUUGGAUGUGUUAGGCGCUCAUGAUUCGGCAAAAUACAUUGGAACACCUCAGAGCAUUGCUAUACGGAUACCAGAUUGCGCAGUGACUACUCACUUAAUUGAUAUGGUUGGUCCCAUCGCUGUCACGUCAGCCAAUCCUUCGGGAGAAGCAGACACUACUCAUCACAAUCAAGUCUAUGCAAAAUUAGGAGAUAAGGUUGAUGGUGUGCUAUGUGAUGGGGCUUCUCCUGAAAAUAUUGCUUCUACUGUGGUAGACUGCACAAAAAUAGAAACUGGUGACAUUGCAUUCUUCAGAGUUGGCAUCGUUCCUAAAUCACAGGUUUUCCAAAUAUUUGACCAAGUUCAGCAGAGGCACAAGAAGGGUCUUGUUAAUAUGGGCUUUUCUGGAUCCACAGAUGAAAUAACACAGGACAUAAAUCCCAACUCUGAAGAUAAUAAAUCAUAUGUUAACAAUGGCUUUACAAUAGAUGAUGCAUCACAGUAG